GUGGCUGCCGGAAAGCACUGAAUACAGGAAGUAAACAUCGAUUUACUGGCUUUGUUUCCGUCCGUCCAGUGGCUUUGGGGUCCAGUGCGACAGGACUGGAGGAAGCCAGAUAACAAUGUCGGCUACCGCUGUGGAUACAGCUAAUGCUGCCCCCCUGUCGGGGUCCAAAGAAAUGAGUUUGGAGGAACCAAAGAAGAUGACCAGAGAGGACUGGAGAAAGAAGAAGGAGCUAGAAGAACAGCGAAAACUGGGUAAUGCUCCUGCAGAAGUUGAUGAAGAAGGAAAAGACAUCAACCCUCAUAUUCCUCAGUAUAUUUCUUCGGUACCAUGGUAUAUUGAUCCAUCCAAAAGACCUACUUUAAAGCAUCAGAGACCACAGCCCGAAAAACAGAGGCAGUACAGCUCAUCUGGAGAGUGGUACAAGAGGGGCGUGAAGGAGAAUUCCAUAGCUACUAAGUACCGCAAAGGAGCGUGUGAAAAUUGCGGGGCCAUGACACACAAAAAGAAGGACUGCUUCGAGAGACCUAGGCGCGUUGGAGCGAAGUUUACAGGGGUUAAUAUAGCUCCAGACGAACACAUGCAGCCUCAGCUGACGUUUGACUACGACGGGAAGAGGGAUCGGUGGAAUGGCUACAAUCCGGAAGAACACAUGAAAAUUGUAGAAGAAUAUGCCAAAGUAGAUCUGGCAAAACGAACGCUGAAAGCCCAGAAACUCCAAGAAGAAUUAGCCUCUGGAAAAUUAGUGGAACAGGCCAAUUCUCCAAAACACCAGUGGGGAGAAGAGGAACCAAAUUCUCAAAUGGAAAAAGAUCAUAAUAGCGAAGAUGAGGAUGAAGAUAAAUACGCAGAUGAUAUUGACAUGCCUGGACAAAACUUUGACUCUAAGAGACGGAUUACUGUUCGGAAUCUUAGGAUUCGUGAAGAUAUUGCAAAAUAUUUGCGGAAUUUAGAUCCAAAUUCUGCUUACUAUGACCCCAAAACGAGAGCAAUGAGGGAGAAUCCCUAUGCCAAUGCAGGGAAAAAUCCGGAUGAAGUGAGCUAUGCGGGAGAUAACUUUGUUAGAUACACAGGCGAUACCAUUUCGAUGGCUCAGACGCAGUUGUUUGCAUGGGAAGCCUAUGACAAGGGAUCCGAAGUGCAUCUGCAGGCCGAUCCUACCAAACUGGAACUGCUGUAUAAGUCCUUCAAAGUCAAAAAAGAAGACUUCAAAGAACAGCAGAAAGAGAGCAUCCUGGAAAAGUAUGGCGGCCAAGAACAUUUGGAUGCCCCUCCAGCUGAGCUGCUUUUAGCUCAGACAGAAGACUAUGUGGAGUAUUCGAGACACGGGACAGUCAUCAAAGGACAGGAGCGGGCUGUGGCCUGCUCCAAGUACGAGGAGGACGUGAAGAUCCACAAUCACACGCAUAUCUGGGGAUCUUAUUGGAAAGAAGGCCGAUGGGGAUACAAAUGCUGUCACUCUUUUAUCAAGUAUUCCUAUUGUACUGGAGAAGCUGGGAAAGAGAUCAUGAAUUCAGAGGAAUGUAUUGUAAAUGACGUAGCUGGAGAAGAAUCUGUGAAAAAACCCCAAACCCUCGUGGAGAUGCAUCAGGAAAAACUAAAAGAGGACAAAAAGAAGAAAAAGAAGAAGAGGAAGAAGCAUCGAAAGAGCAGUUCAGAUAGCGAUGAUGAUGAAGAAAAGAAACAUGAAAAACUGAAAAAGGCACUGAAUGCAGAGGAGGCCCGCCUUCUUCAUGUCAAGGAGCUCAUGCAGGUCGAUGAGAGGAAGCGGCCUUACAACAGCAUCUAUGAAACUCGGGAACCCACGGAGGAGGAGAUGGAGGCCUAUAGAAUGAAGCGGCAGAGGCCAGAUGACCCCAUGGCCUCUUUCCUUGGGCAGUAAACUCGCCACAGACGGUCACCUGUGAUAAACGCAGCCGAUGACUGUAGAUGGAAAAGUCAGUGUCUGCUCAUCUUGCUGCCUGACUUUAAUAAAGCUCCCAGAAGUCCUAUGGUAAAUGUAUUCCUUUCCACACUGAAGAAACAGAAGAAGACCAAGGAAGUGGCACAUUAAGUGCAGAUUAAGACUGUAGUUCCAAUUUUAUGUUAGUGAUACAGAAAGAGGCCUCGGUUCACUUGCCCCUGUACUACCUCUCACACACGUGCUCUCUCUCUCUCAAGACUGUCUUCAUCUCAACAGUUAAGUCUUAACCUUUAUUUCUUCAAUGUUUAUGGCACUUUAUCUAGAGUUUGCACACAUUUUAAAGGCAGAUUACUCUUCCUCAAAACUAGAAUCAUUUUUUUUAUUUUUCACUUUGACUCUUUUUUAAUCCUCACCCGAGGAUAUGUUUAUUGACUUUAGAGUGGGAGAGAGAGAGAAACACGGAUGUGAGAGAGAAGCAGUGAUUCGUUGCCCACCCCGCAGGCACCCGCAGCCUAGGUCUGUGCCCUGACCAGGAAUUGAACCUGAAGCCUGUUGGUGUUUCGGUUGACGCUUCAACCAGCUGAGGCACCUGGCCAGGCUGGGCUUCAUUUUUUAAGAUUAGUAGUAACUAUACUGUAGCUAGUUAGUUUAUAGUCAUUUGUCGUUGCCUCCUAAGGUUUUCCUGGUCUGCAGCUAAAAUAAUUCAGUCUGAAAGGAAAUUUAUAGAAGAUGUGAAUAACUUUAUCCCCUAUGGUAAUAAUUCUGUUUUUCACUUGUUAAUAUGCUUUUGAUUUGUAAAAUAUUGGCUUGUGUCUUACACCCACAACUAAAUGUGUUAGCCUUUGGAUGGAAAAAGAACUCUCUUUUCCAUUCGUGAAUCAGAGGUGAGUAGGUCCUUUACCAUUCUGGAGAUGAGCCUAUGGACAGAAACCCUUUCCUGUGCCAUAGAGGCUAUAGUUUUUGAUAACUAUUUUUUUGUUUUAAUUGUGAUUGCUUCUAUGUAACAAUCAUGAAUAUGAAAUUUGACUUUAAAAGCUUAUAAAAUUCCCUUGUACCUAGCCUUUGUAUCCAGCAGGUGUCACUUCAUAAAAUUUGCAAAAGCAAAACCUGAGGUUGAAGGUUUCUUAAAAGAACUAUGAGGAUAGCUUGUAGGGCUACUAGAUUGCCAUGAUCCUCAGGCUUCUUCUAAGGACAUUGUGAAAAUAAUACUGACAGUGAGACCGGGUCCAUGAAAAAAAACAAGUUUCAAACCUUCGACAUGAGUACAUUGACUUUUAACAGCUCAUUGGAUUUUCUCAGCUACCAAAAUCCACUAAGAUACUGCAUUAUGUUAGUAUCUCAGAAAUAAUUCUGGUGCUCCCGAUGGCAGCACAUACACAGAAGUAAUUCUGCUGAGAGAGGAGCUGAACCUAAUUGUCAAAUUCUGUGGAUAUCCACGUGGUAUCCAGACUCAGAUUGGUAGGAAAUUAAGUAAAACAGCAGUACAAAUAGAUCUAAUUUUAACCACUUUAAGAAUGUCAAAAGUUUGAGUUUUCAUAUUCCUACUUUAACAUAGGGUAGUUCAACAUAAAGUCCGAGGCUGGUGUUUAUUUUGUAUCUUAUUUAUCUUUUUUAAUAAAGAUAUGAUUGAGAAUA
Artibeus jamaicensis (Jamaican fruit-eating bat) is the source of this 3535-nucleotide messenger RNA. It is a transcript of the gene SLU7, whose product is annotated as SLU7 homolog, splicing factor. Gene Ontology annotation, biological process: mRNA splicing, via spliceosome. NCBI's taxonomy places the organism in Eukaryota, Metazoa, Chordata, Mammalia, Chiroptera, Phyllostomidae. The record is from RefSeq and is a predicted model, not a curated record. The coding region runs from base 116 to 1879 and encodes 587 amino acids. Gene Ontology annotation, molecular function: pre-mRNA 3'-splice site binding. The transcript is spliced from 16 exons. Gene Ontology annotation, cellular component: spliceosomal complex.